Triticum turgidum subsp. durum (durum wheat) is the source of this 1566-nucleotide messenger RNA. The record is from the annotation of a GenBank genome assembly. Lineage: Eukaryota; Viridiplantae; Streptophyta; Magnoliopsida; Poales; Poaceae.
AUGGAGCUAGCUCAAAUGGCAGAAACCACACCCGUUCAGCUCGUCUGCUACAGUCUCCUCUGCGUCCUUGUCGUCACCAUAGUCCUCAAGCUCAAGCUCAAGAUCAGACCAGACUCUGCCGGCCGUCUGAACCUGCCUCCCGGCCCAUGGGCGCUGCCGGUGAUCGGCCACAUGCACUUCCUGCUGGGCGCCCUGCCGCACCAGGCCAUGCGCAGUCUCGCCCGGCGGCAUGGGCCCGUCAUGCUCCUCCGCCUGGGCCACGUCCCGACGCUGGUGCUCUCCUCCUCGGAGGCGGCAAGGGAGGUGAUGAAGGUCCAUGACGCCGCCUUCGCCAACCGGCCCGUGUACGCCACCGCGGACGUCCUCACCUACGGAGGGCAGAACAUCUCCUUCGCACGCCUCGACAGCCGGCACUGGAAGACCGCCCGGAAGCUGUGCAGCGUGGAGCUGCUCAGCCCGAGGCGCGUCCGCUCCUUCCGCCCCAUCCGGGAGGAGGAGGCGGCGAGGCUCGUGCGGUCCGUCGUCGCUGAUGCCGGCACCGCGGCCGCCGUCAACGUCAGCGAGAGGGUGAAGGUGAUGAUGAACGACGUCAUCAUGAGGGUCUCCGUCGGCGACCGGUGCCAGCAGCGGGAGCUGUACCUGGAGGAGCUGGACAGGGGGCUGGGCGUCUUGUCCGGGUUCAACCUGACCGACCUGUUCCCGACGUCGCGCCUGGCACGGGCGCUCGGCGGUAGGUCCCUGAGGGCGGCAUGGGAGGUGCGCGAGAGGAUCCAGUCCAUCUUGGACGCCAUGGUCGAGGACCACAAGAGGGCGAUGGAGAGCGAGGAAGCCACUGCCGCCGGCGCCGGCCAUGAGAACGAGGACAUCCUCACCACCCUGCUGCGGUUCCAGAGGGACGGUGGGAUGGGCGGCAUCGCCCUCACGAACGAGAAUGUCAACGGCAUCUUGUUCGACAUUUUCUCCGCCGGGUCAGAGACGACGGCGACGACCACCGUCUGGGCCAUGUCGGAGCUUAUCAGGAACCCACGGACAAUGGCCAUCGCACAGUCUGAAGUGCGGCGAGUGCUCCAAGGCAAGACCAAGGUGGCCGAGGCGGACAUCGACGGCCAGCUCCACUACCUCCAGAUGGUAAUCAAGGAGACCUUCAGGUUGCACCCUCCGGUGCCGUUGCUCCUCCCGAGGCUGUGCACGGAACAGAAAAAAAUCAUGGGCUACGACGUGCCUCCGGGCACCACGGUGUUUGCAAACGUGUGGGCCAUCGGCAGGGACGAGAAGAGCUGGACCGACGCGAGCGAGUUCAAGCCCGAGAGGUUCGAGGUCGAGAAGGUGGACUACGGUGGUACCGACUUCAGGUUCCUCCCUGGUGGCGCCGGUCGAAGGAUGUGCCCUGGUAUGAUGUUUGGUGUGUCCAACAUGGAGAUUGCUCUCGCGAGCCUUCUCUAUCACUUCGACUGGAGGCUCCCCGAUGGUGCGAGUCCGGAGAAGCUUGAUAUGACCGAGGCAUAUGGGAUCACGGCGCGUCGGAAGACUAACCUCUUGUUGGAAGCUACUGUUUUUGUGCCUUAG